Archocentrus centrarchus (flier cichlid) is the source of this 1574-nucleotide messenger RNA. RefSeq lists its product as uncharacterized. Bases 30 to 1574 code for a protein of 514 amino acids. The record is from RefSeq and is a predicted model, not a curated record. The transcript is spliced from 3 exons. NCBI's taxonomy places the organism in Eukaryota, Metazoa, Chordata, Actinopteri, Cichliformes, Cichlidae.
AGAGAACCGCUUCUCUGAAACUGACAAAAAUGGCAAUCACCGUGACAGAUUUCCUACGUGAUCGGGGGGUUCCAGAAGAAGCACUCACACUAAUCGAGGAGCAAAAGAUCGACAGGGAUGUCAUUUUGCUUAUGGACGAUUCAGCUUUGGCUAACUACAUUCCCUCAUAUGGAGACAGAAUUGCUCUUUUUAAUUUUUGCAAAAAUCAGAAACCUGUCUCAAAGCGAAAAAUGGGCCUUUUUGAAAAGCUCAGAGAAAAAAUGAAACUAAGAAGGGAAACCAAACAAAGUGAAGAGGAGCCUAAAACCUCUAAAUCCAACUCUAGACGAAGAGUCAUUAGACGGACUAUUGAGAUAGGUUGGAUACACCAAGACAAUAGUGAAAUCAAACAGGUUAGAGCAAAGCAAGGAGGAGGGACCAGAAAAGUUGUUAUGAACAUCAGUGGUGGAUAUAAUGACAUCCUGAAAGAAGGGAAAAGUCUUUUUUUCCCAAAUGGUGUUUCAAGUAAAGGCCAUGAAUCAGAGUUUGAUGUUUGGGAUUUUCAGCAAAAUUCCUUAUCUGGUGACAUCUCAAUUGGCACAAUAUAUGACACCGUCAAACUUCCCAUGCUGCGUUUCUACAUUGCCACAAAGCCACAAUCAGUUGUAGAUGUUUCUUCCACUGAAUCAGAACACACUGAUGUUAAUUCUAACUUUGAUGGCCAGGAUGACAUUAUUGAAUUUUCUGACAGCCAGUCCUUUUCUUCGGCACCCAAUUACUCAGAUAACAAUCAGGAGAGUCCUCAUCAGCAAGUUGUCUCAGACCAGUCAAUUGUUACAAAUCAGCCAGUCACCACAGAUCCCAUGGUGGCUUCAGAGGUCCAUUUUAUCUUACCAGAGAUAUUAUCAGAUGAUGCAGUUGUUCUUCACGACUAUGUAACACUGGGAGAAAAUCCACAUAUUAUCUCUGACCCAGAGAUUACAUUUGGCCCAAACCCAGAAGAUGAUUUUGAUAAUGCUGACACACUGAUUUUUCAGCCUGAAACACCUGACCAUUCACCUCAAACAAAAAUGCUAACCAUACACCACGCAAAUUGUUUCAAUGAUAUGAUUGAAGCAUUUUCUGACCCAGACACUCUGACUACACAACUGACAGUGAGGCGACUACUUCCAGAUAAUUCUGAGGAAGCUGGUAGUGGCUCAGGGGUACUCAGAGAUAUCUUUAGUGCCUUUUGGCAAGAAUUCUAUGAUCGUUGCACUCUUGGUACAUCGGUGAAAGUGCCCUUCAUCAGACAUGAUUUCAAGGCUGACACCUGGAAAGCUAUUGGCAGAAUUUUCUUGAGAGGAUACCAAGAUUGCCACUACCUUCCCAUCAAGCUUGCAUCCCCUUUUGUUGAGGAGAUGUUAUUUGGAGUAGUGUACAGUCACCUGACAGAAGUCUUUCUUCAGUUUGUAAGCUGCCAGGAGCGAGAGAUCCUCAGACAGGCUUUACAGGACUUCUCUUCCAUCGAAGCUGAUGACCUUCUUGAGGGCUACUUCAAGUACAUUUCUCACAAGCUGGGUUCUAAGCUAUCAGCAACUGCAUAUCUGUUUUAA